GGCGGCGGGCGGGGACCAAGGCGCCCGCGGCCGGCCCACAGCCAGGGGAAAGGGAGGCGGUGAGUAGGCGGCGGCCGGCCGGGCUGGUCCGGGCAGGUCCGGGCGGGGAGCACGCUGCCGGGCCGGGACCCCGCGCCGGAGCCCGAGCUAGUACCCCAGGCCGCGGCCCCGCCUCCUGCCCGCCCCGCGCCAGUCGGUCGGCGCCGGGAGUUCGGAGCAGCGCCGGGCAGGGCCGCGCCGAAGAAGCCGCCGCGGGUACUCGGCCUGAGGUGGGCCCGAGGGUGAAGUCCGAGCCGGGCGGCGCCCCGCGCGGCUCAUGGCGGGGCCGCGGGGCGCGCUGCUGGCCUGGUGCCGCCGCCAAUGCGAGGGCUACCGCGGCGUGGACAUCCGCAACCUGAGCAGCUCCUUCCGGGAUGGCCUGGCCUUCUGCGCCAUCCUGCACCGGCACCGGCCCGACCUGCUAGAUUUUGAUUCACUUUCCAAGGACAACGUGUUCGAGAAUAACCGUUUGGCCUUCGAAGUGGCGGAGAAGGAGCUGGGCAUCCCUGCUCUCCUGGACCCCAGUGACAUGGUCUCCACGAGUGUGCCCGACUGCCUCAGCAUCAUGACCUACGUGUCCCAGUAUUACAACCACUUCGCCAGCCCUGGCCAAGCCGGCGUCUCACCACCUGGAAAGAGCCUGGCACCCUCCACCCCGCCCUCUACUCCGGCGGAACCGGGAGAUAGGGCUCAGGGCGAGACGCUCUCCUCGGGUCGCCUGUCGGAGCAGGGCACCCACCAGACGCCCAGCAGCACCUGCGCGGCCUGCGGGCAGCGUGUGCACCUGGUGCAGCGUUACCUGGCGGAGGGCAAGCUGUACCACCGGCACUGCUUCCGCGGUGGGGGGACCUUCGCUUCCUCUUGCAGCACAAACCGAGCGCGUGUUUCACAGUUUCCUGACAGCUGCCCUUCCCCUUCCCUCUGGGAAGUCCAGGGCGUCGAGACAGGAUCCAGAUGGUGCCGGCAGUGCUCCAGCACCCUGGUGCCCGGGGCUUACCGGAGUGGGCCUGAGGAGGGCACCUUCAUCUGUGCGGAGACCUGUGCCCGGCUGGGCCCGGGAGGGCGCUUAGGGGCCAAGGCCCAGUCCCCCCUGCAGCCAAAGCAACAGCGAGAAGAUGCAAAAGAAGCAGCAGAAGAAGCCAAGGAUGUGGAGGGAGGCAGCCCCAGUGUGGCUGCAGUGGCUGAGGCCCGGCCCCAGAUGCCCACCAAGCCCUGCGUGCCGGACCGACCGCAGGACCUGGCCAGCCCUCAGGCCGGCCGGCCCAUGCCCGCCCCCAGGAAGGCCUUGGAGAGCACAGCCCAGACGCCCCCCACGCCCCGGCCCCGGUCCAGCCUGCAGCCCGAGAACUUGGAGCCAGGUGGCAGUGGCCUAGUGAAUGGAAGGCUGCAUGAGCCCCCCGUCCCCAAGCCGAGAGGGACACCCAAGCUGUCAGAGAGGACUCCAGCCCCCAGGAAGGACCCUCCUUGGAUCACGCUGGUACAGGCAGAACCCAAGAAGAAGCCAGCCCCGCUGCCCCCCAGCAACAGCCCCCGGCUGCCAGGCCGGGCCGGCGGGCGGGUGGAGAAUGGAGGUGCAGAAGAGGUGGCUCCGAGGAGCCCUGCAGAGGGUGGCCUAGAGCCCAAGCCCUACAACCCCUUUGAGGAGGAGGAGGAGGAGGUGGGGGAGCCCCCCGCUGCCUCCACCCUGGCCACUGGCCCCACCCAGGCCCUCCAGGAGUGUACACCCAAGUCCCUGCACCCCUGGUACGGCAUCACUCCCACCAGCAGCCCCAAGACAAAGAAGCGCCCUGCCCCCCGAGCGCCCGGUGCGUCCCCACUAGCUCUCCACGCCUCCCGCCUCUCACACUCGGAGCCGCCCUCGGCCACCCCAUCGCCAGCCCUCAGUGUGGAGAGCCUGUCGUCCGAGGGCCCCAGCCAGACAGCCAGCGGGCAGCUCCUGGAGCCUCCAGUGGUGCCCAAGAGCUCCUCGGAGCCUGCGGUCCACGCCCCCGGAACCCCCGUGACCUCCGCCAGCCUCUCUGCCGACUCCUCGCUGUCCUCCUCUGGGGAGCUGGCUCAGCCCACCACGGGCUCUGCGCCUCAAGCCAGCCCUGGCCUUGCUCCCAGUGCUAAGGGCAGCUCGGGCCCCCAGCCGGCCAAGCCCUGCAGUGGCGCUGCCCCUACCCCUCUCUUGUUGGUGGGAGAUAAGACCCUAGUGCCUUCCCCUGGCACCUCAUCUCCGCAGCUCCAGGUGAAGUCUUCCUGCAAGGAGAACCCUUUUAACCGGAAGGCAUCACCCACAGCGUCCCCAGCCACAAAGAAAGCCUCCAAGGGAUCCAAGCCAGCCAGGCCACCUGCUCCAGGACACGGCUUCCCGCUCAUCAAGCGCAAGGUCCAGGCUGACCAGUACAUCCCUGAGGAGGACAUCCAUGGAGAGGUGGACACCAUUGAGCGCCAGCUGGACGCCCUGGAGCUCCGCGGGGUUCUGCUGGAGGAGAAGCUGCGCAGCGGCGGGGACGAGGGCCGUGAGGAUGACAUGCUGGUGGACUGGUUCAAGCUCAUCCACGAGAAGCACCUGCUGGUGCGGAGGGAGUCCGAGCUCAUCUACGUCUUCAAGCAGCAGAACCUGGAGCAGCGUCAGGCCGACGUGGAGUAUGAGCUGCGGUGCCUUCUUAACAAGCCGGAAAAAGACUGGACCGAGGACGACCGGGGCCGGGAGAAGGUGCUGAUGCAGGAGAUUGUGACCCUCAUUGAGCAGCGCAAUGCCAUCGUCAAUUGCCUGGAUGAGGACCGGCAGAGGGAGGAAGAGGAAGAUAAGAUGUUGGAAGCCAUGAUCAAGAAGAAAGAGUUCCAGAAGGAGGCCGAAUCUGAGAGCAGGAAGAAGGGGAAGUUCAAGACCAUGAAGGUGCUGAAGCUGCUAGGAAACAAGCGUGACACCAAGAGCAAGUCCCCAGGGGACAAGAGCUAACAGCCAGGGGACUUCCACCACUCCUUCCCGGCUCAGCCCUGUCACUCUGAUUUUGAUGACUCCAGAUGCUGUGAUGGCCCCAACAAGCCAGCGGGGGCCUGGGUCCACGGAGCAGCACGACCGAGCGUACCUGCCCCUUGUCCCGCCCGGCGCCUGCUGUGACGGGCAGCUCCUUGGUCCCCCUUCCCUUGGUCACGUCCAGAUGGGAUUCUUAGCUGCCAAAGUCCUGAACCGAGGGUCCUUCCACCAUGGGGUCUGCCAGGGGUCUCCUGCCUCUAAGGUUCUGCAGCUCUUGGUGGGCCACGGGCGGGGCUCAGAUGCACUGGCUUCUUCGUGCCUUGGCCCUGGCCCCAUCCCCGAGUCUAUCUUCCUGUCCUGGGCUGGCCGCCCUGGGUCUGUCUCUCCUUGCUCAGGAGCUGUUUUCAUGGCACCUCUGAGUUUGUUCAGUGACUGCGCCCUCAGACACAAACACGCACGAUGGACAAAACCACCCCGUCUCUCCCAAGUUCCAGGAGGCGCUUCCCUUACUGUGUAGGGAACCUCCCCAGGGCGGCCCUGGGGAGGGCGGGUGUCCUAGUGCUGAGUCUCCCAGCAGGGCUCCCCGGUCCCUGAUCUACUGAGUGGGUAUGCUUUAUGUAGGUGCUAACCCUGGUUCUCCAACACACUGUAGUCUGCCGCCUUGCCGAGUGCCCCCCGGGGGAUGGCAGCCGCUCCUGUGUGUGGUCAUCACCAGUCUGUCUCCUCACACUCCUGUUCCUUCUCUCUCUCGAGACUCAUUCCCACCAAAGGACUGGUGGCCACACCCACUGGGAGGAGCUAAUGGGGACAAUGCUUUUUCCCCUGGGACUGUGCCCAGCAGAUCUGGGUUGAAACACUGUUGCUAUAAGCUAUUUCGGGGGCACCCCAAGGGCCCCCUGCCCUCAGCACACCUCUGGGGGAAGAUCACACUGAAUGAACUUGUGGGGGUUUGCCUUGCCCACAAUAAACAGACCACCUCAUUGCUGGGGCCCUGCA
Messenger RNA from Artibeus jamaicensis (Jamaican fruit-eating bat), 4000 nucleotides. RefSeq names its product MICAL like 1 (gene MICALL1). The transcript has 17 exons. The record is from RefSeq and is a predicted model, not a curated record. Gene Ontology annotation, molecular function: protein binding. Bases 317 to 2986 code for a protein of 889 amino acids. Lineage: Eukaryota; Metazoa; Chordata; Mammalia; Chiroptera; Phyllostomidae.